This is a messenger RNA of Peniophora sp. CBMAI 1063, 849 nucleotides long. The record is from the annotation of a GenBank genome assembly. Lineage: Eukaryota; Fungi; Basidiomycota; Agaricomycetes; Russulales; Peniophoraceae.
AUGACUGUGACAUCGAGAAACCCACCUCGGCGUCUCUCUGUUGAUGGCUUCGUGAAGGCAUCUCGUGCGCGUGUUCGCGUCGUGCCGACGAACCUAAGGCCAGCUUCAGAACUCGUCGACGCACACUUCCUUAAGGCCGCUCUUCAAUGCAUGCAGGGUCAUCAUGAUGCAUGGCUAUCCGGCAUACACCACCAAUAUGUCAACCUAUUCAACCUGCAGUACAGAGUCAACGACCUCGGCGACAUAUCCGGCGUCCUCGUCGAUUGGGACCUCGCGCCCGACUGCUCUUGGGACCGUCGAAGCGGGAGACAACCUCCCUGGACCUUACCCUUCAUGGCCCUGGAUUUCCUGGCAGAACCCGAUGGAGGCAUCGAGUAUCUCUACCGGCACUCGCUCGAAGAGUUCUUCUGGAUACUAGUAUGGAUGUGCCACCCUCGGGGGACAUUUCGGAGUUGGACCGCCGAUGACUUUGAGGAUGACUGUUGGAAGAAGCUCGUCUUUCUUCAUAACGGCAAAUAUAAGCUGCGGGCCAGACAUGGAUUUGAGGGCGUGAAGGCCGUAGUCGAGUACGGCCUGCUCUUACACUUCCUUCGUGGGCACAAUCGCAGGUGCAAGGAGACGCUGGCUCUUCGCAAGGCAAAGAGAAUAGAUGCAAGCACAGUUAUGAAAGUCAGUGAGACUGCGCCUCAGCAAUCAUGGAGGCACUUUUGCGAUGCUCUUCGGGGCGCGUUGGACGACGUGUUAUGGAGAGACAACCCUGACAUCGCGUCGAUUCUGGAGGAGUUCCUUGAGACCAAAUCGUUGGCUGUAUUGGAGUCUCGCUUUGACGAGGUGGAUAUCACGGAUUAA